Hydra vulgaris (swiftwater hydra) is the source of this 1742-nucleotide messenger RNA. RefSeq lists its product as uncharacterized. Lineage: Eukaryota; Metazoa; Cnidaria; Hydrozoa; Anthoathecata; Hydridae. The record is from RefSeq and is a predicted model, not a curated record.
GUUGUAUCUAAAUAAGAAUAAACAGAAACUACUUCUUAAUACAAUAGAAACCUUUAACAAUUUUAAAGCCUAAAGUAAUGUUAUUUUUAAUAUGCCAUUAAAGAUAAAAAUGAAAGCAAACUUUAUGUAAAACACAUGAAAGAAAAAAAGGGAAUACAAACAAUUGUCAAAAAGCCAAAGUUUCAAAUUAAAGUUUGACUUUAACGAGAAUGGAGAACGAGAAAAGUCCGCUUCUUGAAAAUGAAUACAGUGAAUCGUUAAUUGAUCCAAAUAGAGGACACAGCACAAAUAGUUGCAGUUAUGAUUUUCAUAUAUUGAAUAAAGAGUUUCCUGACAUAUUCUACAAGAAACAGGUUUACUUAAAUAAUCAAUCAAUCCAAAGAAUAGACAAUGGUUUUCUAAGUUUUUUUCUUGUAUUUGGAUCUCCAGAGGCAAGAAAUUCUGUUAACUGUAUAACUGUUAAGGUUCAACAUGCUUUUAAACAGCAUAAAGAUGUAAUUAUCAAACAUGAUCAAAGUUUUAUGGAUAAAAAUAAGGUUUGCAUAAAAAUCGAUUUGAACUCUGUGUAUGUGGUAGAUAAUUUUAAAGUUUUCGAAUUGGAUAAAAAUUGCAAUGAUGAUCAAAGAAAAUCAUUCUUUCUUGAUGUUGAAGUAAAGUUUUCUAAUAACAAAACUUACAAACAAUCUACUCAAAGGUUUUGUUUGGUUGGAGGAAAAGGACGUCUAAAUUCUUCAUCUAGUGCAGCAAUUGUUUCUCCGUAUUCGACGCCUACUCAACACUAUGCUGAAUUUGGAUACAGUACUUCAUCAAGAGAAGUAAGAUGCACUCAGUUAUCUCCUCUUCUACAAUCAGAUGAGUUUACAACCAGUUGUACUUCAUCAAGAGAAGCAACAUUUUCUCAGUUAUUAUUUCCUCUUCUACAAUCAGAUGAGUUUACAACCAGUUGUACCUCAUCUAGAGGAGCAAUAUUUUCUCAGUUUUCAUCUCCUCUUCUACAUUCAUAUGAGUUUACAAGCAGUUAUACCUGGAUUUGUUUUAUUGUUUGUAUUGCUUUGGCUAUUUUAAGUAGCGUUUUCCUUUACCAAGUCUUUGCACCUGGAACAAGUUAUCGAUUCUUUCUUUGUAAACAAGGAAGAUUAAGUGGAUCUGCAUUUUUUCAGUAUAUUCCACUUCAAGCUACUAGUCUUUAUCCUCAGGUUAGAGGUAUUGAAUUUGAGUUCUCAGUUCUUAUGCAGAAGACAGAUCACCCUCGGUAUAAACGGUUAAACAUAACAGGAGUCAGAUACUACAUGAAUAUAGACCGUUGUGCAUACAAAUCUAAUACACAAUCUAGUAACAGUGUAUUAACAAAUCCUGUUACCUACGGUCAUGACGUGUUUGCUGUAGACAAAGAAUGCUAUAACGCAUUUUAUUUUAAAGAUGAAAAAUGGUGGCGUUAUGAUUUUGUUUCCUGGGAAACCAAACAAAACAUAUUUUGUCAUCCUCCAUCCACCUCGAAGAACUUUACAUGGUCAUAGUUACCUUUUUUUAUCUACCGAUGUGAAUAUCUACUUGUAACGUAAUGUAGACAUUACUGUCUUGUAAUGUGAAAUUAUAUUUUUCUGUUAGAGUUAUUCUUAACUUAAAGUUGUUGUAAAUGACUGCACUAUUUUGUUAAAGUAUAUUUAGCAUGUUUGCACUGUUUUGUUAAUGUAAAUUUUUGAUAGAAUAGGUUUAAACUUGAAAUGGUCGUAGUAUUUGAA